Penicillium samsonianum is the source of this 1401-nucleotide messenger RNA. RefSeq lists its product as uncharacterized. NCBI's taxonomy places the organism in Eukaryota, Fungi, Ascomycota, Eurotiomycetes, Eurotiales, Aspergillaceae. Bases 1 to 1401 code for a protein of 466 amino acids. The transcript has 2 exons. The record is from RefSeq and is a predicted model, not a curated record.
AUGCACCUCCGCCGCUUGAUUCUGCAGCAGUUCAGGUUUGACCCCUGCCACUCUCCAAGUCCAAACUCGGUGUUUGAAAUGGGCACUCUCUCGCAGCUAGCCCUCUACAUCUGCGCGCUGCAGAGCGGAGAUAGCCUCUCGUCGGCCGAAGACAGUAUCUUACUGAUGGACAACCUGGUCAAGAAAUACUCCUCAUUUCGGAAACACGUCCCUUGCCCGGAAACUCCACGGAGGACCAAGAGCGUGCUGUUGACAGGAGCCACUGGCUCAGUGGGCGCACACGUGCUGUUCGAAUUGCUGAACGAUGACUCGGUGUCGACUGUAUACUGUCUCACGUGGAGGGCAUCUCCGUUAAAGGCAGUGCGCGGCAGCCUGCUCGAAAGGGGCCUGUUGCUUUCGCCGGAACAGACAUCAAAGGUUGUGGCACUAAAUGGCGCACUGGACCGGCCUGACUUUUGUCUGGACCCAGUGGGGAAGACCUUUCACCAUAUGCUAGACUCUGUGUCUUUAGUCAUCCAUACUGCAUGGCCAGUCAACUUUAACCUCCCCCUCGCUCAAUUCGAGCCACACCUCCGGGGACUAUACAACCUCAUUAUGUUUUCACUUUCGGUCCGAAGACUUGAACCUGCGGUCAUGUUGUUUUGCUCUUCCAUCUCUACGGCGCUGGGGGCCUCCUCGGCCACAAUCGAAGAGGAAGCAGUCGAUCUCAACAGCGCGCUGAUGGGCUACGGUCAGUCCAAGGUGGUGGGAGAAAGGAUGGUCAGUCUUGCACGCCGGUCAGGCGCAAGAGCGUACUCUCUCAGAAUUGGUCAAGUCUCGGGACAUUCGAAGAAAGGCCUGUGGAAUGACUCCGAGGCAAUUCCUUUGCUGAUCCGAUCGGCACUGACCCUGCGAGCCCUACCUGAACUACAUCAGACCUGUUCGUGGCUUCCUGUGGACAAGUUGGCCACAGUAAUACUCGAGUUGGCUGAGUCAUGCUCUUCGCCUGAACGCGACGUUUUGCCAAGCCACGCGUCCGACACCUCCGGGAUGGCCUAUGUGGACGACUCGAUCUACAACGUGUGUAACUCGCGCGUGUUUUCUUGGUCGGAGCUGCUGGCGACCCUCCAACGAAGCGGAUUUCAAUUUCAGGUUUUGCCGUUCGAAGAGUGGCUUCAGUUGCUCCGCGAGAGUGAGGCACGAGGUGAAGAACAUAUCAACCCGGCAGUCAAACUGAUCCAUCAUUAUGAGAUGAUGCAUGGUGUCCAGUCUUCCAUUAAUCACACUAGGGCGAAAGUGUUUACGAUGGACAAGGCUGAAAGAGAUAGCGUGACUCUACGCAGCGGCCACUUGAAUAUUGUGCAAGACGACAUCCUGGACUGCUACGCCCGUGACUGGCUUUUGAGGUGGACGGCUUAUUAA